Molecule: messenger RNA, 1413 nt
Organism: Capronia epimyces CBS 606.96
Lineage: Eukaryota; Fungi; Ascomycota; Eurotiomycetes; Chaetothyriales; Herpotrichiellaceae
Exons: 2
Coding region: 1-1413 (470 amino acids)
Biological process (GO): NLS-bearing protein import into nucleus; protein localization to nuclear inner membrane; nuclear pore organization
Cellular component (GO): nuclear pore; nuclear pore central transport channel
Molecular function (GO): structural constituent of nuclear pore
Source: RefSeq, a predicted model, not a curated record
AUGAGUCUCUUUGCAUCAUCGACGGCGAACCCGUCUCAACCUGCGAAGCCGAGCCUGUUCUCCUUUUCCAAUCCUUCCUCAAGCCAGCCAGCCAGUCAGCCCGCCAGCCAGCCAUCCUUGUUCGGUACGUCGCAGCAGCAGCAGCAACAAAGCAAUGCACCGAAAUUCAGCUUCGGAACUACUCAAUCCCAGCCUGCCCAGGCGGGAGGAUCCUUUGGCGCUCCUAAUCAGACCCAGCAAAGCGGAGGCUUAUUUGGAACCGCACAACCUCAACAACAAUCAGGCGGGCUUUUUGGCACCUCCCAGCAGCCGCAGCAACAGUCAGGAGGGCUUUUUGGCACCUCCCAGCAGCCUCAGCAACAGACAGGAGGGCUCUUUGGCGCUUCCCAGCAGCCUCAGCAACAGACAGGAGGGCUCUUUGGCGCUUCCCAGCAGGCUCGGCAGCAAAACGGAGGUUUAUUCGGGACUUCAGCACAACCGCAACAACAGAGCGCUUUUGGGCUGUCGCAGUCACAACAGCAGCAACAACAGCCUCCACAGCGGCCUCUGGAUCAAACAUUGAGGUUUGGACAGUCUCAACAAGGCGAAGCUCAGUCUCAAUCAUUGUGGGAAGAAGGUCGAGGCCUCAAUGUUUUCAGAUCAAUUCCAGCACAGAUGAAUAUUGUCAAAAACAAAUGGGAUCCUCAGAACCUGUCGUCGCCCCUACGGACAUAUCUUUAUAAGCACGUCGAAACUGAGACAGAGGCAUUGAAAUACAGACCUGGCCCAGGAGAGGACGAAGACAAAUGGGAGGAGGCCUUGUCAAAACGACCCGGACCGGAGUGGGUACCCCUACUCGUCCAAGGGUUUUUCCACUUGGGAAGAAAGGCUCAAAUACAAAUGGAGGCCAUUCAGAGGUGCAACAUGAUGCUUCAAGAGAUCAACACAUCCCUCGACGUCCAACUCGAUAAGCACCGCCAGAAUAUUGCCACUAGGCUCGAAGAGUGCAAGCGAAGACAAGACGCAACAGCGCAGAGAACCCUUGCAUUGGCAGUCAAGGUCCAGAUUCUGCGCAAUCGAGGUUAUGUGAUGGACAACGCAGAGGAAGAAUUGAAGUCAAAGUUGGAGAAAUUGCAGCGAGAAGUCUUUGAUCCCAGUCUCGAGGCCAGACAGCAAGAGAUCUGGGCCCGGAUGUUGGGUAUCAGAGAACGAGCGAAGAGACUGAAGGUGGAGAUGGAAAAGGUUGCACCAUCUGCGAACGAAGAUGAGUGCACACUAGACGAAGAAACGAUCAAAGCAGCCAAAAAGACACUAGAGGCAUACGACAUACAGUUACGACACUUGCAGAAAGAAUUGGACCUCGUCCAACAGGAAUUUGAAGAUUGGGACAAGAUAUCCAGGGACAGGGACAACGAUGCUCCUCGACGGAGAUAG